Messenger RNA from Pyrgilauda ruficollis (rufous-necked snowfinch), 3465 nucleotides. It is a transcript of the gene GOSR2, whose product is annotated as golgi SNAP receptor complex member 2. Gene Ontology annotation, molecular function: SNARE binding; SNAP receptor activity. NCBI's taxonomy places the organism in Eukaryota, Metazoa, Chordata, Aves, Passeriformes, Passeridae. Gene Ontology annotation, cellular component: endoplasmic reticulum membrane; late endosome membrane; ER to Golgi transport vesicle membrane. Gene Ontology annotation, biological process: vesicle fusion; intra-Golgi vesicle-mediated transport. The coding region runs from base 48 to 686 and encodes 212 amino acids. The record is from RefSeq and is a predicted model, not a curated record. The transcript is spliced from 6 exons.
GCCGGAAGUGCCGGGAGGCGACGUGUGCGGAGUAGAGCCGGUGCGGGAUGGAGGGGCUGUACCAGCAAACCAACAAGCAGGUCCAUGAGGUCCAGUCUUACAUGGGGCACCUGGAGACUUCAGACAAAGAGUCAGUGCACUUGGUAGAAAAUGAGAUUCAGGCAAGAAUAGACAAUAUAUUCAGCAACUUGGAACGUCUGGAAAUCCUGGCCAGCAAAGAACCUCCCAACAAGAGGCAGAGUGCCAAACUGCGAGUGGACCAGCUGAAAUACGACGUGCAGCACCUGCAGACAGCCCUGAGGAACUUCCAGCACCGCCGGUACCUGCGGGAGCAGCAGGAGCGGCAGCGCGAGGAGCUGCUAGCCCGCACCUUCACCACCAACGACUCUGACACCACCAUCCCGAUCGACGAAACCUUGCAGUUUAAUGAAUCCCUGCAGAGUGCCCACCGAGGCAUGGAUGAGCUUAUUGGCAGUGGCACCAACAUCCUGGCGGGGCUGAGGGACCAGAGAGUCACAUUAAAGGGCACUCACAAGAAGAUCCUGGACGUUGCCAACAUGCUGGGGAUGUCCAACACGGUGAUGCGGCUGAUCGAGAAGCGCGCCUUCCAGGACAAGUUCCUCAUGCUGGGGGGCAUGGCUGUCACCUGCCUCAUCAUGUUCCUUGUCGUGCAGUACCUGACAUGAGCUGCUGACCUCCUGCAAGAGGACUGUCUCCAGAACUGAAUUUCCUCUGGGUGCUGCUUUGGAUGAGCCCUUCCCGUGGACUUCAGAGUUUACAAAUCCUACUAGGACAGUGUCAAGUGGAAGGCACAUCGGGAAAUGGAUGUGUCUGGAAAUGGAUGUGUCUGGGAAUGCCGUGCUUGAGAAUGGCCCUGUGAAAAUAAGCCCUGGCCUUUACUCUCUCCCCUCAAGCCUGCAGGUUUAAAGGUCUGGUUAACAGGAAGCAGAAGUGAACGUUGUGCCCAGCUGUAGGAAGGCAGGAAUGUCCCUUUGGGCACACAGGGAUGGGAGGAUGCAAAGGCACAGUCUAGGAUGCUUCAAGUGUUUACUGGCCAGCACUGACCUUACCCCCUGCAUUUUGCAGUGCAAGAAUAGCCCAGAGAAUUUCACAGUGUUCAUGGGCCUGAGUUCAGCCUGUGGGACUGAGUGUGCAAAAAGAGUUGGGAAGUGAAGGGCUCCCAUCUGCUGUUCCAUUUGCUUGGAGGAGGAAGAUGUGUGGGGAAGAGUCUUAAAACACGGUUAUGACCUGAGUUAACUUCACUCACAGUAUUACCCAGCACAGAUCUCUCUGGUUUAGGGUGAAAUGCUGCUCUGCUCAUCUGAGGGAUGUUCUGGUGCCUCUCUCUGCCCUGCUGCUCCCCAGGGGGUGCUCAGCGCCACGCUCCCUCCUGCUUCCACUGAUGCACGUCAGGCCUGUGGCAUCUCCCUGAGCCUCCUGCCAAAUCCAGCCUCCAAAACUGACAUUGCUAAUGCUGGAGCAGAGAGGUUUGGGGAGCUGUGUUCAUUUCCUGAGGUGCUGGUUGGGUUUGGGGCUCUGGAGCUGGAACUACUGAGUGGACGGAGCAGGUGAGUCCCCCUGUACUCCCUGGAGGUGUGGGAUUGUUCACAGAGCUGGAACAGGUUCUUCACACCAGAGGAAUGGUGGGAUUGGCACAACAGGCCCUGGCACUGGAAAUCAGCUUGGUCAGGAGAGUUUCCUCAAGUCUGUGCCUUGGAAUGGAGACGUCCCCACCCUUGGGAAGGGCAUUCCUGUGGUACCCUUUGCACUGUGGAGUUCCUGUGAAGGACACUCAGAUGUGUCACCUCCUGGGGUCGUGCUGGCUCACACUCAACCCCUUGGGCUCAUUCCCUGUCCCAGUGAAACAUUGGAGCUGUGAGAUCUUCAUCUCAGCCUGGCACUGCUUCCCCUGCAGCCUGGGGAUGUCUGAUGGAGAGGCCAUCCUGGCAUUUUGGGCAUCAUCCAUUUCAAUCACCCUGCAGAUCUGUUCCUAUCCCCAUGUGUAGCAAGUCUGGAGCAUUCCCUGAUGUCUGACAGUGGCACAGAUGGGUCAUAUCCAGAUGAUGUGGCCUUGUGCUGGCAAUUCCUUCUGUUUCCUGUCUGGAAUGGUUGUGGGUCUCUGGAUUAGUAACUAAUCACAAAUUCUACAUUCUGCUGACUGCAUUGAGCUUUGCUUUCAAUAUGUGGCCUGUUGUAAACUUGGAUAAAGGGUUUUAAUAACUGUUAGAAGGAAUUUUAGGGAAUAUGGGCCGUGACACAAGGUAAUGCUGGUGGGGCCCAGCCAUACUCCCAGAGUGACCAGUGGCCCCUGUUCAUGGGCUUCUCCAUGUGUUUGAUACUUUUCUGCUAUUUCUCCAAGUGUCUUCUGCUCUUGGAGUUCCCCAUUUGUCCAGGUUUUCCAAGGAAAUACUGUAGCAAAGCAACCAUGGAGCUGGUUUUCACUUGACCCCAAGGAAGUAAGGAAUUAAAAGGAAAAGAGGGAAUCUGCAGUGAUGGAGCAUCUGUCUGGCUGUGUAAUAGAAAUCAUAAAUCCAAAUUUGCCUGAAAUUUAUUUUGGAUAUGAAAUGCCCUUGGAUUCAGCCCUUGAGAGGCCAGCUGAGCACUUGCAAGGGGUCCCUGGGGAAUCUCAGUUCUGAUGAACUGAUCCAAUUUCCCUGGAUUUUACAGUGUUGGGGUUUAGGGUUAAAGGCUGUCAUUGUUUAAAGUUUCUGUAGUUGUGACCUGGGGUAGCAGGGUUUGUCUUACACCAAGGUGGGACUCUGGCCAGUCUCUCCUUUAGGGCUGUGGUAGGAGCCAUAAGACACCUGGAACUGGAUUUUUCUUCUGUUUCUGAGCCUAGCUUGCCAUUUUAAUAGAUGUUUUCCUGUUGAUUUAUUUCGCCUUCUGGAGUCUCCUUGUCCUUGCACAGGCUGAUUUCUCCUUGGUGAGCCAAGUGUCCUUGCUACCCAUGACAUCCAAAGGUGACACAUGGGGCUUGAAGGAGCCACCUGGGGAGCUGGAUUUGGGGACAUGUGACAUCAGACAUGUUUGUGGUGCCUGUAAAUCCAAAGAGAUUCCAAGGGCAUCUCAGGUGGUUUGUAUGAAACCCAAAAUCCUCCAUGGCAGUGGGACAUGGCAGGGGCACGAGUGGUUCCUUCAAGCCCCGCAUCUCCCCUUUGGAUGCAGUGGGAAAUGAGCUGGAGCCCUGGUGGGAUUGUGGUCCCUGCCAAAGGAAAUGAGUUGGAGCUGGAGCCCUGGUGGCUUUGCUGCUGUAGCUUGGUGGCGUUUCCUUCGUCAGCAAACACCUCCCUUCUGCUUCCAAACUGUGGCAUGAGCUCCAGCUCUGGGGUGAGCUGGUCUCAGGAGGACACUCUGUGGGAAUUCACUUGCCUCUGGAAUAAAACUUUGUUUUACCAGUAUUUUAUACAUAAAGGAGCAAGGGUGGGACGCGAUUCAUGUGAUGUUCUGUGAAUAAAGACUUUUUUU